CUUGCCGUGUUCAAAAUGCGUCAUUGCUAGUCUGGGUACUUACAGAAGAGGUUGACCUACGUACGAGGAGAGAUUUCGCCCGCUUAUAUUUUCCACAAUGGUGAAAUUAACGUUCAAUGCUGCUCUUGGACAAAAGGACCUGAAGAAAGAUGGGAAAGAGGAGGCACUGAUCCCUACCGAUUGUGAUGUUGAGGAGGGUGUGCGUGUCCGUCAGCAGUCCCGAGCCUGGUGCUGGUGCAUGUGUCUGGGCCUGGCUCUGCUGCUCUCCGGGGUGGUUGUCGGCGGAGCGUACCUGUUCAAGUACUACCAUGCGGAGGUAGGGCGCAUGGAUAAUAAUUUCCAAAUAAAAGCCCAUCUGAAUGUGGGAGGAGGUGGUGGUGAUGAGUAUGAUUAUCUCCAUGAGGAGGGCCCUGUGUACUUCUGCGGAGUGGACUACAUGGAGGAGGACUACAUGAUCCCGGAGGAGGAGGUGGCCAUCCCCGAGGACCUGCCGUCUCAGCUGCGCCGUAUCCAGGAGACCGUGCGCUUCCUGGAGGACGACGAGGUGGAGUUCAUUAACGUGCCCGUGCCCGAGUUCAGCAACAGUGACCCCGCCGACAUCGUCCACGACUUCAACAGGCGCCUGACUGCCUAUCUGGACCUCAACCUGAACAAAUGCUAUGUGAUCCCUCUCAACACCUCCAUCGUCAUGCCACCCAAAGACUUCCUGGAGCUGCUUGUCAACAUUAAGGCGGGAACCUAUCUGCCCCAGUCCUACUUGGUGCAUGAACAGAUGAUCGUGACUGAGAGGCUGGACAACGUGGAGCAGCUGGGCUACUUCAUCUACAGCCUGUGCAAAGGCAAGGACACCUACAAGCUGCAGAGGAGAGAUACUGUGAUUGGCAUGCAGAAGCGCGAAGCCCUCGACUGCUUCAAGAUCCGCCACUUCGAGAACAAGUUUGUGGUGGAAACCCAGAUCUGCACCCCGUAAAAGCGGAGACGACAGGCGGCACCGCUGCCAAACAGAAACCACUUUCUGCUCAGUUCCACUCGAGUGCAGUGAAAUUACAAUAUUUUAGCCCCUCUUUCCUUUAGAGCUGUUCCUGUUUCCUGUCUGGUGGUGGUCCGAGUUAUUGUUAUUUUUUUUGUUUCGCAUUUUUCUGUGCCGCGACAGCAGCAGCCAGUAGCCAGCGUGAGCCAGGGGAGGGGUUGUGUCCAAGUAUGUAGAAGACGCUUUGUCUCCCUCUUUUCCAUCUCUUAGCAAUAUUAAAGCAAAGGACAAAAAGUUGUUUUCUGACAUUUUUUUUUAUGUUUAAAAAAAAAAGUAAUCUUUUCUCGAGUGAAACGUUGUCCAUGCUUUUUGGAUGUUUUUAAAAUGUAAAAAGAACUCCUUUUGCCCAAAGCUACACUGGUGUGGAAAGAGAGAAUGAAAGUAUGAUGAAAGAUUCGACAAUAACACAUUCAGUAACUUAAAAACAGGCCUUUUCCCAAGUGUAUUUUUUUGGCAAGUAAUAAGAAAAGCGCUUGGUCUGUGAUAAAAUCUAAACUGUGAAGCUUCCUCACAGCUGACCUCACCAUAUGACUUACUGGAAAAAUUACUGGCUUAUUGAAAGCGUAUGAAAUAUAGCCACUCAUGAACAUAUUAAAUACUUGCAUAGAGAAUGAGUUUUUGUACUAGUGACACUUGGUAUCAAGAUGACGUAGUUUAGGGCAAUCUUUUUUUACAGUUCUAUCUGCUGUAUGUAUUAAUACACUGCACAAUGCUAUGUUUGUUUCCUUAACAGAAAUCAAGCGAGAGCACGUUCUCUUGAAACAGAGGACUUUUGAAAAUUGCUUAACAAAUCCCAAUGUCUAGAUAUUUAAACAAAUUUAUAUGUAGAGAAGCACAUUUGUAAACAAAUAUCAGACUGUUGCAAUAUUUAAUGUUAAAAAUCUUAAAUUCAGUUUUGUAAUAAGAUGAGCAUUAUGGGUUUUCUCUUAAGGAUAUACAUCAUACAGAGGUCUGGUAACUGAAAAAUCUGUUAUACUAACCUGUGUACAGUAUAGCCUCUGUGUGAAUGAGACUAACAGCACAAUUAAAGCACCAAUGUUUAAAGUGAA
Messenger RNA from Clupea harengus (Atlantic herring), 2079 nucleotides. RefSeq names its product integral membrane protein 2Ba (gene itm2ba). Gene Ontology annotation, biological process: negative regulation of amyloid precursor protein biosynthetic process. Lineage: Eukaryota; Metazoa; Chordata; Actinopteri; Clupeiformes; Clupeidae. Gene Ontology annotation, cellular component: extracellular exosome; plasma membrane; Golgi apparatus. The record is from RefSeq and is a predicted model, not a curated record. Gene Ontology annotation, molecular function: amyloid-beta binding.